UUAUUAAAAUUUUAUGUAAAUAAACAAUUCCAAAGCGGUUGAACUUGAUUAAUUGCCCGCCAUUCUCCAACACACUGACACACACACACACACUACAUAGAUGUCAAGUGGACCAAAUAGUAGCGGAAUUUGUCUUCAGGCUUAUGGAAAUCUAGUAAAAAAGUCAGACGAAAUCUUUUUUUUAUAUUCAUAGGAUCACAUCGUUGGGAUUUGCUGGUGUGAAUCAACAAGCUACUACAAAAACGGAGUCCAACGUGAAACAUUAUAAUCCAGGAUGGCGGGAAAUUCGAUGGAUCCAAACAAGGAUAUUAAAAUAUUGAUGAAUCAACUAAAUCAUCAGCAGAGACAACAACAACAUCCACAGCAGAGCUCAAACAAUACAGCCAAUGCCAAAUAUGCCAGCUCAGCUGCUACGGCGGGAUCCACAGCCAUAAGAAUGUGUCCAUCAUCAGCGAAUAGAACUAACUACAACAACAACAAUAACAAUAAUAAUAAUAACAAUAGCAAACAAUUUAAUGAAUUAUGCAUGAAAGCCCAAGCUGGACAAAAAUUAAUGAUCAUAAUGCGCGGUCCACCUGGUUGUGGUAAAUCCACAUUGGCUGAUAAUUUACUAAGACAAAGUCAUCUCCUCGAUAAACAGUCGCAACAGCAACAACAAUUGACAGCCAAAGAUUUUAUAUUCAGCAGUGAUGAUUAUUUUUUCAAUAAUCGUCAAGUAUAUCAGUUUAAUGCAAAUCAAUUACCCGAUGCCCAUGCCUGGAAUCGUAAACGUGUCCAGGAGAAAGCCUCCAAUGGCUGGAGUCCCAUAAUUGUCGAUAAUACCAAUAUUAUGAUAUGGGAAAUGCAAACAUAUGUCCAAAUUGCUAUCCAAUAUGGCUAUCUAAUCGAAUUACUUGAACCACAAACCAAUUGGUCCAAAUCGGCCAGUAAAUUGGCCCAAAAGAACAUCCAUCAGGUGCCACGAGAGAAUAUCCAACGUAUGUUGGAACGUUUUGAGAAAACUACAGUGCCAGAAUUGAUCAGGUCUAUAAAAAAUACAAAAUACACGGUGCCAUUGCCACAAUUGCGAAAGCAACCACCAUUGCCGGCCUUGCCAGCAGCACCGCCGCCUGCAGCACCACCUACACCAACGCCCACGUCAGUGUCUGCAACCACGCCCACCAUUGCUAGCAGCAGCACAAUCAAUACAAGUGCCACAACAAUUGUUGCCAAUGAGGAGAAUAUAAGUCCAAAUUCAAGUUGCUUUAAACUAAAUGCAAAUGCCUCAAGUUGGUUACCUUAUGAACAGAAUGCUACCAAUUAUUGGUUUCAAAAUGAUAGCCAAGUGGAUCCAAUCCCAGAAAUAUUCCCACCGUUAAACAGCAGUUAUAAUAAUAAAUCAUCAAGUGCACUAAAUGAGACAUCCAUACUGGAUCUAUUGCGAGAUGAUCAAGAAAAGAAGCAAACGGAUGAUGAUGAUGAAACUGCAAUUUCUAGUUUAUUGCAACGACAUUCAUUGGAUUGCCCGAAUGAGGCAAGUGGUUUUGUUAUACUACGGCAAAUGUAUGCUAAUAAACAUGUCACCGGACUCUGGGAUCUCUAUGUCAAAUGUAAAGGCGAUGUGGAUUGGGCUGUUGAUAUAUUAAUUAAAGAAUCUGAACUAAAUGCCGAAAGCACACAAGAUUACCAAGAAGAUGGCCUAUCGCCGGAUGAGUUUCAAUGCGAUUGUUCUAAUCUGGCCACGGGCAUAGAUGGAUUUGUAGUGGCAACAACAGCCGAGAGUGAUGUGAUGGCAGCGACAGCGACGGUUCCAUUGCCCAUUCAAUCACCAGCAGCAGCUCCGAAACUGAUGCCCAAGCCGCAACGUCAACAACGUUGCCGACGCAACAAUGGUUCGAUGGCAAAUACAAAUACCAAGGAAUUGCAAUUGCAAAUACAAAAUUGCUUUACUUUAGGUGAUGAUCAAUACUCGGAACAUACUCGUAAAAUACGUGAUAUACGCAAUGGAAUACUCGAUCUAUCAUUACCAUUGCCAACAGCAAUGAUUGCCAAUGCUCCCGGUGGAGUAGGAGGAGGAUCUCCUGCAAUGGAAACCCAAACACAAACACAACCAACACAAGAGGAUGACGAUAAUGAGGAUCCUGAGGAGAAUACUCUAUUAGAAAUUGAUUUGGGUGAAACUUUGAUUAAACAAUUGCGUACACAUUGUCAUUAUGAGGGUGAAAUGUUGCCACCCGACCAGGAAUUGCCGCAUACGAAAGUGUUUAUACCACGUCAUUUGGUUAAACAAUUGCACAUGUUAUGGAUGGAAUCGGUAUUCAAUCAAUUGGAAGAACAACGACAUCAAACAAAACGAGAUGAUGAGCAAUUCGCUAGAUUAUUGCAAAAUCCAAAAUAUGCCGAAUACACCGAAUCGCCAAGUAAUGUUAAUGAAUUGCUCGAUAUGGAGAUGGCAUUGACAAUCUAUCAAAGUGAAUUAUUGGCUGAAAAACAAGCUGCCGAGCAGAGGCAACAACAGCGUCCAAAUGAUAUAGCCACACAUUUAACUAAAAUGAAAUUAUGUGAAAAAUUUCCAGAUAUACCGAAGAAUACAAUGCUUGAGAUAUUUGAAUCAACCGGUUGUAAUUAUGGUAAAACAGUUGAAUUAAUUGAUAGCGAAGUGAAAAGUGAAUUGAGCGGUGCAGAACUGUAUAAACAGGUUGUCCUGGAGAGUGAGAAGCUAAAUGCACAAGUGGCACGUGAGGAGAAUCAACCACAACAACAACAGCAGCAGCAACAACAAUCGAGAUCUAGAUCAUCUUCCUCAUCAAAUCGUGCUGUGCCAGUCCUUAGCGAGGAUGCAAAACGUGCUGCAUUACGUGAUUUUGAAGAGACACGUAACAUGGCCGCCCAUCAUUCCCAAUUGAAGGCCGAAUGUUAUUUAAAAGCCAAACAAGCCAUACAACAAGGCAAUGGCAGUGUUGCUCUCUAUUACUCAGAAAUUGCACAAUUGCAUAAAACCAAAAUUGACGCAUUCAAUCAUCGUGCGGCCAAUUCCAUUAUAGAAGUCCAUAAGCAUACUCAAAACAAUCCCGAUCUAUUGGAUUUACAUUAUCUGCAUGCCGAUGAGGCCAUCAGUUGUUUGGAUAUAUUUCUAGAUCAUCAUAUCACUGGUCUACGUAAUUCGACACGUGUCUAUAAGCAUGUCUUUAUCAUUACGGGCCGUGGUCUGCAUAGUGCCAAUGGUGUAUCGACCAUAAAGAAUAAGGUGAAGACCAGAUUGGGUGAGCGACGUUUGCGCUGGCAGGAAGUUAAUCCUGGUCUAUUAAGAGUGAAAGUUUUUUCAGCCUCUCGUCAUGCCAAAAACAUUUGAUUACCCCCAGACAAUGAUAAUUGGGUGAUGGAUCAUUGAAAUAAACAGGAAAUUGCACAGAAUACAGGAUGGGACAGCAAAAAAAAAAAAAAAAACAAUCGAUUGGGAAAUAGUAAUCUAAGAAACCAACAAAAAAUUAAGCUACCUCAUCAUUAACAUAUAUAAAUCUUUAGUUGUUCUGUUCGUUCGAA
Molecule: messenger RNA, 3522 nt
Organism: Drosophila willistoni
Lineage: Eukaryota; Metazoa; Arthropoda; Insecta; Diptera; Drosophilidae
Exons: 6
Coding region: 275-3331 (1018 amino acids)
Source: RefSeq, a predicted model, not a curated record